GUGUCAUCUGAAUUCAGCUGUUAUUACCUUGACAGCCGCCAUUACAUAACAUAUUUAAGGAAGAUUACUAGUUAGCUUUUUUUCGCAUUUGCUGAGAAGAAAUAAUUAUUUCAAAAUGAAAAAUUACAUGCUAUUUUAUCUAGUGGUUAUUUAUUUCUUCUUGUAUCUUAUCAACACAUCAACAGUUGCCACAACUUGUAAGUUUAAUGGAUGCUACGAUUCUGGAAGGAAUCCACGUCCUUGCAUCGCAAGUCCAGUCAAUAUGGCCUACAAAAGGAAUGUUUCAUCAACAAAUACAUGUGGUAACCCAGCUAGUGGAUUCUGUGAGCUUGGCCCUGGACAAAAGUGCUUUGAGUGUGAUGCUAAUAAAACAGAUAAAAGGCAUUCUCCAGUAUUCAUAGUUGAUAAGGAAUUUGAUACUCCAUAUUUCCUUGAAGAUGUAACAUGGUGGCAGUCUCAAACAUGGUGGGACACAAACCAACUUGGAAUGUCAAACCAGUUCAAUCCUUUGAAGGUAAACAUAACUCUGUCUUUUGGCAGAAGGUUCCACAUAUCUGGUGGUAUCAUAGUGAGAUUUUACAACGAGAGACCAAUGGCCAUGUUUCUGGAAAAGUCAAGGGACUAUGGUAAAACAUGGAAAGUUUUACAGUACUUUGCUUUUAAGUGUCCCUUGUAUUACAACAUGGAUGAAAUGGAACCUGUUCCGAAGAACAAUCUAUUUGAAGCAACCUGCACUGAGGAUUACAGUGGACAGUUCCCACCAAGAUAUGGAAAGGUGGAGUACAGAUUUGAUAAACGCUAUGAUGACAGUUGUCGUUACUUUGAUGAAGAGAUCCAGAAUUUCAUGUUAGCAACAAAUGUACGAGUCAGACUUGAAUAUCCUUACACAGAUGGCCUUGAAAAAGUAUUUCAGACUGAGGAUGUACUCAACAAGUAUUAUUAUGCAAUCUCAGAUAUUGUAAUAACAGGACGGUGUGACUGUAAUGGGCAUGCACAGUAUUGUACAGGACCACGCAUGGAGGAAACAUGUGAAUGUGAGCAUAAUACAAUGGGACAGGAUUGUGAAAUGUGCAUACCAAUGUUCAACAAUCGUCCAUGGAUGCCAGCAAAUGCGAGUCAUGCAAAUGAAUGCAAAGAAUGUGAAUGUAAUAACCAUGGAUUGUCCUGUAUAUACAAUGUUACUCUGGGCUAUGGUGUUUGUACCAGUUGUCAACACAAUACCAAAGGAUCACAAUGUGAAACAUGUUCACCAAAGUACUAUAGGAAUGCAAAUGUGCCUUUACAAGAUCUAAACACAUGCAUUGCUUGUAACUGUUUCCCAGAAGGUAUUACAAAUGAUGGUACAUGCCUACAGGAGGAAACACCCAUGCAGGUGAUUGGACAGUGCCAGUGUAAGGAGAAUGUGUUUGGACGACAGUGUGAUCAGUGUAUUCCAGGAUACUGGGGUUACAGAGGAAAUCCAGCUGGUGAAUGCAAAGCCUGUGGAUGUGAUAUCUUAGGAACAGUGAACAACACUUUACAGUGUGACCAGUAUACUGGGGACUGUCCAUGUAAGGAAUCUGUACAGGGCAGGUACUGUGUGGAAUGUAAAGAUGGCUUUUACCUGUUUCCACUAACCAAGGAUUCAGAUUGUCUAAGGUGUCCCUGUGAUUUAGGUGGGGCAUUCCCUCGAUGUGACAAAUUGUCAGGCACCUGUUCUUGCCGCCCUGGUGUAGAAGGAAGCGAGUGUGAAAGAUCCCAGCAGGAACAUUUCUAUCCAUCCUUGGACUUCAUCCAGUUUGAACUAGAAGAUAUGCAUGGUACCUUCACAACUUUGACUCCAUCUGAGGGUUAUGGAGUAGACUUCAGUGGGCAUGGUUUUGCCAUUCUCUAUACAGGGCAAUAUGCCUACAUUGAUAAUGCCAAAGUGUUAGCCAGCCACCAGUUCUAUGCAGUUCUUCGUUACAGUAUCACCCAAAGUUGUACAUUUGAUUUUUCUGCGAAGCUUGUAUUGGGCAUCACAAGUACUGGCCAAAAUACCAGCAUUGAAUUUGAUCUUUUAAUGGAAAAGCAACCAGAAAGAUCAGGGAAAACAUGGAAGUCACUUCAAACUGUAACACUAUUGACUGGCAAAGUCUACAACCUCUCACUGACAUAUAACAGUACCAAUGACAUUGAGAACUGCUCUGUUCAUGUUGACUCACUGGUCUUUCUUCCUGAUGUAAAUACUACCAGAGCUUAUACUGAGUCCGAAAGAGACACUCAAGAUCAGUUACAUAGCUGUACUCAAGCUUCUUUGUCUCUGGCAGCAUCAGAGCCAGCUUACUGCAACAAACUGGUGUUUGCUGCAAGUACAGAAAUCUAUAAUGGUACCUUGGCCUGCAGGUGUAAUCCGGUUGGUAGUGUUAGUGGUACACAAUGUACAGCUUAUGGAGGCCAGUGUCAGUGUCACCCAGGAGUUGUGGGACGUAUCUGUGACUCCUGUAAUAAUGGAUACUAUGGAUUUUCUUCAACAGGAUGUAAACGUUGUCAGUGUUCUAAUGCGGGGUCUUUGCAUUUUGCCUGUCAUUUGACAACUGGAAAGUGCCAGUGCAAGGCCAAUGUUGAAGGACACAACUGUGACAUCUGUAAAGAUGGCUCCUUUAAUUUGGAUAGUGCUAAUGAGCAGGGAUGUCUGUCUUGUUUUGGUUAUGGCAGAGCGAGUAGUUGUAAAUCAGCUAGUGGAUUUGUUGCAUCAGCCAUAUUAAAUGAAUUUGAAAAUAAAACAGAGUUUGAUUGGGUGGUGGUAAACAGGACAGGUGAUGUGAUUCCAUUUGUUGACUCAGCAUCCAAUGGCUUGGUUGUUACCUCUGUUCUUGUGCCACCUGUAAUGUACAUUAGUGCACCUUCCUUAUUUCUUGGAACACAGUUCAGGUCAUAUGGCCAGAGACUACAUGUCAAAAUAGACAUCAAAGAUCCUGGUAAUGGACAAAACCCGGCUGCAGCAGAUGGAGAUGUCAUCCUGGCCAGUGGCUCUAAAGAAGUGGCGCUCAACUUUAUUCCCUCCCCCUCUCCUAACGUCUCGUCAUAUCACGUGAUACUAGAUGAAACACACGUGAUUGAUGGGCAGUCAGUAUCAUCACUGGAGUUCCAGUACAUUUUGGCUGGGCUGACUUCUCUCAAGCUCCGUGCCUCGUAUUUCCCACAGAGUACCGUGACUUUCAAGGAGGUAACUUUGGAGACUGCCGUGAAUGAGCGAGGUAUACCAGGUGAAGUUUCGGUUGGAUUUGUAGAAAAUGCUACGUGUCACACAAACUACACAGGGCUGUCGUGUGAACUGUGUGCGCCAGGGUACACUCGUGAGGUGAAUGGAAGUGGGCCAAGUGGCCGUUGUGUUCUUUGUUCCUGUAAUAACCGGAGCACAGAAUGUGACAGGGAGACUGGGGCGUGCACCAACUGUCAAGUGGGUACCUAUGGUGACCGCUGCCAUUUGUGUACAAAUAAUGUGCUGGGACCAGAAUGCACUCAGUGUGAGCCUGGCUAUUGGGGACUGUCAGAAAAUGGUUGCAGAGCUUGUGACUGCUUCAUGUUUGGAAUUAUCAACAAUGGAACAUGUAAUCAGACAACAGGACAAUGCAAAUGCAAGCAAAAUGUGACAGGUCGGCAGUGUGAUCAUUGUGCGGACACCUUUUGGGGUUUUGAACUACCCCCAUUAGGGGAUUGUAGAGAGUGCAGUUGUAAUGGUAAUGGAACAGUGAAUGGAAGCUUAAGCUGUAAUCAGAUAUUAGGGGAGUGUCCAUGCAAGAAUAAUAUUCAUCAACGUACUUGCUCAGAGUGCAAAGAUGGUUAUUACUCAUUUCCAAAAGCCAUUGAAAGUGACUGUCUUCAGUGUGACUGUGACUAUGGUGGAAGUGUACAGGAGAUCUGUGAAAAAAUGAAUGGAACUUGCCUUUGUCGAAGCCAUAUUGAAGGAGAACGGUGUACUGCAGUUAGAGCAGGGUUUUAUGUUGCUUCCUUUGACCACCUGAAAUAUGAAGCUGAAGAUGCUAUGGGCAAUUAUGAAGCCACCUCUAAUUUCACUGGGGUGGACCAGGAAUUUACUGGCAGGGGCUAUGGAAAAAUUGGAUUCAACCAAUUUAUUUCUUUCAAUGUCAACUUAUCCACAAGCUUCAGGGACUUCUACAUAGUUAUUCGCUACACCCACACUGAGAAGGCCAACUUAUCACUUCUACUCUCUAUUAGUUCUUGCAAUGAAAAAAAUUGCUCUGAGUCAAAUAAUUUUUCAAUCUCAGAUGUGCCUUAUGGAGUUGGAUUAGCUUGGAUAUCAGAGGAGGCUGUGUCUUUUGUAAGAGGCCAAGUGUAUCAUUUGAACUUGAGCUAUGUCAGUGGAAUGUACCAAAACACAUCCAUUGAAAUAGACUCUUUAAUUUUACUUCCAAAUGUGAGAGAUGUUAGGAUUUAUGAGAUUGCUAACAGAUAUGGUUCUGUUCAUGGCAUGGCACUGCAACAGAUUGAAAAUUGCUGGAACAAAUCCACCACCAUUUCUGGGUCUCAAAGUGGUUUUGACACAGCAGUAUGUCAGAAUGUUACCUUCUCUGCAAUGGCUGAAGUGUUUGAUGGAGCUAUUGCUUGUUCUUGUAACAGUACUGGCACUAAAAAUGGUACCACCUGUCACAAGCAAGGAGGUCAGUGUCACUGCAAGCCAGGAGUGACAGGACAUGCAUGUGAUCGUUGCAAACCAGGAUAUUUUAACUUUACUGGAAGUGGAUGUACAGCUUGUGGAUGCAGUGGUGUGGGCUCAUCAGAUCUAGUAUGUGAUCCUGUGUCUGGUCAAUGUCCAUGUAGGCCCGGUGUUGUAACAAGGACAUGCAGCAGGUGCAAUGCAACCUACUAUGGUUUUCAAUCAGGACAGGGCUGUGUUGAGUGUAAAUGUAAUGCAAGUGGUUCUUCAGACCUGCAGUGUGAUGAUGUUAGUGGUGUGUGCCCAUGUAAGAACAGCACCACUGGGUCAAAAUGUGACAUGUGUCGUAAAAACUUCUUCAAUUUCACAUCAGAGGGAUGCCAACCAUGUAACUGCCAUGAGGGUGGUUCCAGCUCAAUGCAGUGCCAUCUUAACACAGGGAUCUGUAAAUGCAAAGCCAAUGCCGAAGGAGAAAAGUGUGAGAGAUGCAAAAAUGGAACUUACAAUAGUGACCCACAAAAUCCAGAUGGAUGCUCUCCAUGUUUCUGUUUUGAUCGAUCCAAUGUUUGUUCCUCUGCUGUUGGCUUUAUUAAAGAUUAUAUUAUGGUCAACUUCUCAACACUGAAUCACGUUAAUAAACCAGGAAAUCUGCACGUGCUAUCGGAAAAUAAUGGUAAUACCUUUAAAAUUGAUUUUCCAUCCAACAGCAAUGUGACAGUUAUUGUUAAGAAUAAUUUUCAGGGAAACCAACUUUCUUCUUACAGUCAGUUAUUCAUAAUUGACUAUGUUGAGGCUGAAAGUUUAAAUGCUUCUUGGAUCAUCACACUGAAAAACACUCUGGAUCGUGAAGCGCGCUUCAGCAUAGUGUCUUCUCUUUCCUCGUCAAAAAAGGAAUAUCACGCACUUCUUCAUGAACGUAACACCCUCAACAACUUAUCUGCUUUUGACUUACAAAGUAUCCUAGUGGAUAUCGAUUCUGUUGAAAUACAAGGACGUUUCAUAGCCAAUGGCUCUGUUACAAUAGCUGCAAAGAUGGUUACUGCUACCAGAGGUGUUGGAGAAGAAGUAAGAUAUGUUGAAAACUGCACCUGCCCCUACAAUUACACAGAGUUGUCAUGUGGAUAUUGCAAUUCAGGAUUUACUCGCCGACCUCCUAACCCGAGUCACUCGUCAAGAGUGUUCAGCUCGUGCGUGCUGUGUUCAUGCACUGGUCGUUCAAAGGAGUGUUUCCCUGAGAAUGGCACGUGUUACAACUGUCGCAUGGGAUCUGAGGGUGAGCACUGUGAGAGGUGUCAACCUAACGUGGAUAACACUACCGACUGCAGACGCUGUGUACCUGGUUAUUUUGGAUUGACCCCUUCGUCUGGUGGCUGUCGAGACUGUGACUGUGUUGAACCCAACACACUGUACGGAAAUAGUACUGUAUGUAAUGAGACAACCGGCCAGUGCACAUGCAAGCCAAGAAUUGGUGGACGGCGAUGUGACCGGUGCCAUGAGAACGCCUACAACACGAGCAGAGGAUGUGUUGAUUGUCCUGAGUGUUACCGUCUGAUUUACGAGGAUGUCAAGAAACUUCGAGUGAGUUUACUUGCCUUGGACGACACUAUUGAGCGGCUUCGCAAUGGAAAUAUCGGUGAUGCUUCCUUCGCACAUCGGCUUGACGAGUCUAACAAGGAUGUCAGCAAUUUGGUGGAUGAUGCAAAACUUUCUCGAGAAGUUGAGAAUAACGUCACAAAUCAAAUUAUGCAGCUAAAUGAGUCUCUUAAUCAUCUAGAACAAGUCUUAAUGCACGAGGUUACUCCUGGUGUCAACACACUAUCAGAUAACCUCACUGCUAUGGAACGGAAUAAGAACAAAACAGAGGAGCUAAUCCAGCUGAUAAAGGGAGCAGUUAACGACAGCUUUGAUAUUCUGAACAUGUCUGUUGAUUCCGCUGUCCGCAAGGCUGAGAUUAUCACCAUUUAUCUCAGUAAGCUGGUGCCCAGGUUCACUGCACUGGCAAACAAUUUCACGGGAGCAGCCGCCAGUCAGAAUGAAACAGCCUAUGAGAUCCAACAUAAGGUUGAUAACGCUAGUUCUCGGGCAGAGAAGGCUCAGCUAGUGGCCGAAAACACCAUAACGGACCAAAAGGAUCUUGAUCUUUCCCUCCAGACUCUGAAAAUGCAUGGUGAUGUCAUACAAGCCUUGGGUGAAUACGUGAAUUCUACAGCUCAUCAGCUGUUUGUGAAUGCGUCGAUGGUUUUGUCAGGAGCAAACAAGACUUUAUCUGAGCUGAUGCUACUGGAUCCUGAUAACAGAGAAGCGGUCGUUCAGAUCGAGGAGGCAGCGAUGCAUGCAAGCAGACAAGCGCAGGAGCUGAUCUCUACGGCGCAAAAUUUGACCCAAAUGUAUUCCAAUUUGUCCACACAAGUUGAACUGGCUGUGGAAGAAGUGAAUCUUUUGACAUCGCGCGUGUUUAAAAUUGAGGCGGCUGGUAAAACAAUCCUAAUUGAAGCUCAGCGAGCUAAACAAGAAGCUACUGAUGCUGUGCAACUCGCCAGCAACACCUUAAAAGACGCUGAAGAAAUGUUACAGAUCCUACAAAAUUUCGAGAGCAAGGCAAAGGAAGCACAAGAUUUUGCUGAUCUUUCUCUAAAGCAAGCCAAGGAGGCUAACAUUACAAGCUUGAAUGCCAUUCAGUUCGCUCAGGGUAUCAACGCCUCUCUUCAAGCAACACUGGCGGCUGCUAAUAAAGGACUAAACUUUGCGCAACAAGCGUGGAAUAUUUCAACUUAUGAGAACCAGGCUGUGACCAUAAUUCAUGCUGACGCAAACAAAAUAUCUCAAGCCUCAGCCCAAUCUAAGUACACGACAGGAUACCUCAAUCACGUGGAUCACAAUGUCACCAGGUUGAACUCGUCAUCCCAAGGACAUAUUGACACGUGCAAAGGUAACUAUUCCAAGUUAGCGUCUGACGCUUUGACAAAUGCUUAUUUAGCAAAGAACGCGGCAGACAAAGCUGAUGCUGCAGCCAAGAACUUGAAAAUGAACGUAGAUCGCGUGGUACAAGAAGCAGCUAGGUUACAGCACGUGAACGUUACAAGGCUGGGUGAGCUUAAGAGCGAGAUACAGAGAAUACGCUCGGCAUUUACACAGAAAAACCUGGCAGAUAUUAUAACAGAACUGGAAAAAGCAAAAAGAGAGCAGCAGACAUUUUUGCUGGAUUAUAAAAGAAAAGUUAACGAAAGGAGAGUAGAAAUCGCGGAGUUGAAGCAUCUCUAUGCGUCUCUUUCAUCUGUAACGUGUAACAAAUCAUAAUAAUUAUAUGACAUACUGUGUGAUGAAUACGCUAUAUAUUAGUUGCCACAGCAUGCGGUUGAAUUCCGUCCUUGAGGACUGAAGGUCGAAUAACCAGGUCAAUCAGGUUGAAUUUUCGAAGAGAAAAGUCCUACAUCAGUUUCCCAAUGGCUUGAUUAUGUACCCAUAUAUCCAUUUGAAAUUGAUGGGGGAGAGGGGAGACGGGAGGUGGUUGAACGCUGGGCAAGCUUUCGCCAGCUAAAUGUAUGAGAAAAACAAUUAGGGAAAAAAUGGUAACCAAAUAGCCACAGUUUAACAUGAUGAAAAGAAACACACUGUUGCUUUUCUAAUAGCUUAUUAAUUUAUGGAUAACUCUUCACCAUUCCAGUAUAUAGACAGGUUAUUCCUGAUAUACGCUUUAAUAGUUUUUUUGCAAAUAAACAUACGGGUUAAAUUAGUACUAGCUGAAAAGAGGAACAAACCAUUUCGAACUAAGGAUCAUGAAUUUCGCAUAAGUUUCAAAAUGAUUAUGUAGGCAAGGGACAUACUUUUUGUAAACCCUUCGUUUUUUUUUGUUGAGAAGGAAAGUGUUAUUUUUAAUUAUAAUUGCAAGUAUAUUUGUAGGUGAUAUUUUA
Messenger RNA from Pocillopora damicornis (cauliflower coral), 8550 nucleotides. Its product is annotated as laminin subunit beta-2. Gene Ontology annotation, biological process: animal organ morphogenesis; tissue development. The record is from RefSeq and is a predicted model, not a curated record. NCBI's taxonomy places the organism in Eukaryota, Metazoa, Cnidaria, Anthozoa, Scleractinia, Pocilloporidae.